Molecule: messenger RNA, 570 nt
Organism: Parnassius apollo (apollo)
Lineage: Eukaryota; Metazoa; Arthropoda; Insecta; Lepidoptera; Papilionidae
Source: the annotation of a GenBank genome assembly
UUGCGUAUCGGCAAGGACAUCGACCUAGCUGGGCCAUCUGUAACCGUCACCGAGCAAAACCUGGCAGACCGAGUUCGGUAUAUCUUGCGCUCAAAUACAUUUGAUGUCACCGAACUCGAACGGCUACGACGUGAGGCUGUUCCUUCUUCGGGUGAAAAUGCUGCGGCUGAGGAUGCGGCGCCACAACUUGCUGAGCAAACGGCAAAUGUGGAUGCCGCCGUGAAUACGCCAGUUGUGGUUGAUUCAAACGAUGACGGAACAGUCGCCCAGGAACUGGAACUAGAGCAAAUGAGGAGUACAUUGGAGGAGGCGAUUGUGGAAACGCGCAGUACGCCUCUCGAAAAUCGACCGCGACUUCCCCGCUUAGCCCUAAGCAAUCGGAAUCGGGCUGUCGUGAGGGCUCUGAACCCAAUGCUGGUUACCUACUUGGAAGCCAGCCGGGACCUUUGCGAGACGGACUCAAUUCUUUUUGGCGCCGAACUGGCAGUCUGCCGUAUUAUAGGCGCCAAACUUUCCACGGCUGGACGCGCUACUGGACAAAGUAGUGCUAUCCCAGCCUUUUUUUUUUAA